UAUCAUGGCGUUUUCCAAAUCUAUCCAGAAGAUUCAGGCUCCAAUGUCCUGUCAGUUGUGUGAAGAAUCCAGUGAGAUAAAAUGGAAGUGUUUAAAAUGUAACUUUCUUUUGUGUACAAAAUGCUAGAAACUUCACCUUAAAGUUAAAUCCACGGACAAGCAUGUUAUAAUAGAUAUAAAAGAUAUUGCCAACUACCACCAGCAAGCAAAGGAAAGUGUGGAUUUUAGUAAUAUACCAUGUGAAUUUCAUAUUGGACAAAACUGCUGUUUAUUUUGUCUGGACUGUGAGGAAGUUGUCUGCCCUUUGUGUAUUGCUAAAACUCACAACAAGCAUAACAUGAUUGAAUUAGAUGAAGGAUAUAAGUUUACUAUAAAUAAAGUUGAAACUAUGAACUCUGACCUUGAAGAGUUGUUAUUAGAUAAUGUUAUAAGACUUUCUAAAUUAGAGUCUCUGAAAUCUUCUGAAAGCUCAAAAUAUAAAUCUGAGAAGCUGGAAAUUCUAAAUCAAGAUCAAGUUUUAAAGAAUGAAGUUGACAAGCAUACUAAGAAACUUUUAAAUGAUCUUGAAGAAAGAUGGGAAACUCUGAAGUUAUCUUUAAAUGAAGAAGAAAACAGAUCACAGAAGAUUAACAAAGAAAUACAACUUAGGAACAAAAACUUAUACCAAGCCUUACAUUCAAACGAUGCUAAUGAUGUCUUCAAUAAAUUAAAGGGAGAAAAAAUAAACCUAAAACACAGGACAGUGAACCCAACAUUUAAAAGACUGCCACAGUAUGUACCACAAAAACAUCCAAUUUUAAUUGCACAGCAUGGAGAAUUAAUUGACUUCAAGGAUGAAAAAUUACAGGAUGAAUUUAUUUUUAAAGUUAAACAGCAAUAUAAAACUGGAUUAAAUUUUGUUGAAAAUUUAGUGUGCUGUGAUCAUGGAAUGCUAUGGAUAGACUAUGGGAAGGGUAAAACCUUACAGAAAGUACAACCUAUCAACCAAUCAAUAAAUGUCAUCAAAAACUUAAAUAUGGAAAUAUCUGAUAUGGCUCUGUUACUAUAUGGUGGAUUACUGCUAUGCACAAAAGAACCUGAACUAAAAAUAUUUCAAAAUAGAACUUCAGAAGUUGAAGAUACAAAAUACAGUGUAGCCCCACUGAUAUGUAUCUCUGUCCAUGUAUCAAUGGGAAAUAAAAUAAUAGUGGGUGCUAGAAAUGAAGGAGAAAGGGCAUUCCCUGUCAGUGGUCCGAGGAAGGUCAUUGUGAUGGAUUUGGAUGGAAAGAAAGAGAAAGUUUAUCACUUAAAUAGUAAUGGGAAACCUAUAUUUUCUGUUCCUAGACGAAUAACUUCUGAUAAUGAUGAUAACAUUUAUGUCAUAGACAUUCUGUCAGAAAAAGAUUGGCGUGGCAGGAUAGUGGCAGUAAAUAAUUCCAAUGGAGUGAAAUGGGUAUAUAAAGGUCAUCCAGAUAUGAAAAUAGAACAAAUAUUUCAACCUAAUGAUUUGGUUGCUACAAAAUCAAACAAUAUCAUAGUCACAGAUGAUCAAAAUCAUAUGUUUCAUAUUCUUAAUAAAGGACAAUGCAUCCGUUACUUAGAAGCAGAAGAGUUUGGUAUCAACCUUCCUUCGUCUUUAGACAUUGGUAUUGAUGGUCUUUUGUACAUUGGCUGUGGAACACAAGAAGAAGAACCAGCAGAAGCCAAAAUUUUUACUGUUGAAUUUUCUGGAUUCUGA
Molecule: messenger RNA, 1717 nt
Organism: Mytilus trossulus (common blue mussel)
Lineage: Eukaryota; Metazoa; Mollusca; Bivalvia; Mytilida; Mytilidae
Exons: 1
Coding region: 338-1717 (459 amino acids)
Source: RefSeq, a predicted model, not a curated record